AUGGCAUCCAACGGCACUGGGAACACUGCACCGACGUUGACGACCAUCACGAUUCUGCUGUUCAUAUGGGCGACUGUGUCGUAUGGUGUCAGGUCAUGGGUCAAACUUCAAAAGAGAGACCAUUGGGGGCUCGACGAUGCAUCAAUCACGUUGGCAGUGUUCGCAAUGCUGGGGCAGAUAAUUGCGUUGUGCUACUCGAUCCAUCGAGGAUAUGGUAGUCCUUGGGAUGCUAUGUCUCCCGACGACAAGGAAGUGGUCGAGCAGUCACUGUUCGCCAGCCAAGUGCUCUACGUAGCCUCCAUCGGCUUCACAAAGAUGUCUACUGGACUCUUCACUGCCAGUGUUCUGACAAGAGAUCCACGCAAUAUCAAGAUCGCUCGCGCUCUGGUAGGACUCUGUUGUGUGUGGCUGGUGGCCUCCAUCUUUACCAUCACGCUACGCGGCGAUUUGUCGCAGCCAUGGGAGACUCUCAACGAUACGACAGUGUGGACGAGAUGGGUCGGCAUAGAAGCAACGGGGUUUACGAUGGACGUCUUCUCCGCAGCGUUGGCCACGUACUUGGUCUGGUCUCUCCAAAUGGCCGUCAAGAAGAAGCUCGCCGUGUUCUGCAUACUGAACUGCCGCUUGCUACUCGCCCUCCCAGUAGCCUUCCGCCUCUACUACCUCCACCCCUCCCAGCACAACUCCGACUACAUCCCCGCCGACAUCGUCACCGAAGUCAUCCAAGGCACCUCUAUCGUCUUCGCCUGCAUAACCUGCCUCAAACCCUUCCUCUCCCCCUUCGACCCCGUCGCGUUCAACAUCAGCGUUCCACGCUCUGGACUUUUCCGCUACACCGCCGAAACACCGAGCGGAAGAGGGGAUCGGUACUACGAGCUCAGCGGUCCGCGGUCAGGGACAGAUAGGAAAUCGAGGACGUUGGAGAGUACGCGGAGUAUUGGUGUCGAUGGCGGACAGGAAGAUGAGUUGCCAUUGACGGACGCUAUUACGUCGGUUCCGACGUUUCGACCGCCUGGGGUGUCGCAUUCGGCGCAGGCGAAGUCGACGCAGUGGCGGCAGAGCGUUGGGGCGCAUGGGAAUGAUCACAGUAUUUUCAAGACUGAGAGCUAUACUGUGAGCGUUAGGGAUAUGUGA
This is a messenger RNA of Saxophila tyrrhenica, 1134 nucleotides long. RefSeq lists its product as uncharacterized. The record is from RefSeq and is a predicted model, not a curated record. Lineage: Eukaryota; Fungi; Ascomycota; Dothideomycetes; Mycosphaerellales; Extremaceae. The coding region runs from base 1 to 1134 and encodes 377 amino acids. The transcript has 4 exons.